AAAAAAAGUCAAGUUUGUUCAUUUCAGCUGUUGAAAUAGGCACUUGAUUGAAGAAAAUGUCGAUUCUAAGAAGCACCUGUGUUUUGGGGAGAUUCGCGAUGGACAUGAGGUCUCAUUCUCUAUCAAAAUUAUGGUCUACUCAAAUUAGAGUUGUUAAUAUGAAGAUUAAGAAAGCUGAACCGCCAGAAGAAUAUACCUACGAAGAACGGAAUAUGAUAGCUGGGAGACCUAUUGCUCCAUAUUUAACAGUCUAUGCUCCACAACUUACUUCUAUGAUGUCUAUAUCACAUAGAUUUGCUGGAAUGAUAUUAUCUGGAUAUGCCUUUCUUUUAGCAACAACUUCAUUUUAUAUCAGUGACAUGGCAGAAUUCGCUUGCAAAAUUGGAAGCUAUGGAAUACCAUCGUUUAUUUUUUUCUUCUUUAAAUUGAUAUUUGGUUUCCCUGCAGUAUACCAUUUAUGUAAUGGAGUAAGGCAUUUGGUUUGGGAUUUGGGAAAAGCACUAACAUUAAAAGAAGUUUAUCUUGGAGGCUACAUAACUCUAGCAGUUGCUGGCCUUUUAACUCUCUUUAUAGCCAUCUAAAGGAAUGAUUAAGCAAGAGAAAGAAACUCCAGUAUAUUUUCCUUAAAUGAAAAGACAAAUUACUUCUAGAUAGUUUAUCUUUCAUGCAAUUAAUUAAUAAAGCAUAAUUUUAGAU
Messenger RNA from Nezara viridula (southern green stink bug), 696 nucleotides. The record is from the annotation of a GenBank genome assembly. Lineage: Eukaryota; Metazoa; Arthropoda; Insecta; Hemiptera; Pentatomidae.